GGAGGAGUAUAUAGAGGAACACAGGGGUCUGUACAAGGACGUGAUGAUGGAGAAUCACCGGCCCCUCACAUCACUGGAUGGGCCCAGUAACAGAGAUACCCCAGAGAGAUGUCCCCGUCCUCUGUAUUCCCAGGAUUGUACAGAGGAGAAUCACAGGAUCCCACAGGAGGAUCAUGUACAACUUCUGUCUGAUAUUAAAACAGAAGAUAUAGAGGGAGAAGAAGAGACGUAUGUGACUGAUAUAAAGGCAGAAGAUACAGAGGAAGAAGAAGAGACGUAUGUGACUGAUAUGAAGGUAGAAGAUAUAGAGGGAGAAGAAGAGACGUAUGUGACUGAUAUAAAGGCAGAAGAUAUAGAGGGAGAAGAAGAGACGUAUGUGAGGGGUGAUCAGCAGUGUAAGGAGGAGGAGAUCCCUACAGAUAUCAGCACAGCAGAUGGACACACAAGCAGGAAUAUCUCAGAAGGACAUCUAAAGUUAUCCCCGGAUUGUGACAUAAAAGAUAAUGACAGUAGACAGGAUUCUCCAGGAGCGAAUCCCAUUACCCCAAUUAUACAUCCAGCUCUAUCAGCUGAUCCCUCUGAUCCUGGGAAAUAUUCUCCUGAUCACUCUGAUAUUGGUGCAUCUGUUACAGCUCUGAGAGUAGAUACAGUGUUUCCAUGUUCUAUAGAUGCCAAAUGUUUUACACAGAACACAAAACUUAUUACCCAUCAGCCAGCUAAGGCAGGGCAGAGGCCAUUUCCAUGUUCUGAGUGUGGGAAAUGUUUUACAUACAAAUCACUUCUUGUAAGACAUGAGAGAAGUCACACAGGAGAGAAGCCAUUUCCAUGUUCUGAGUGUGGAAAAUGUUUUAUACAAAAAUCAGCUCUUGUUAUACAUGAGAGAAGUCACACAGGUGAGAAACCAUUUCCAUGUUCCGAGUGUGGGAAAUGUUUUACACUGAAAUCACAUCUUCUUAGACAUGUGAAAAUCCAUACAGGUGAUAGGCCAUUUCCAUGUUCUGAGUGUGGGAAAUGUUUUAUAGAUAAGUCACAUCUUGUUAGACAUGAGAGAAGAAGUCAUACAGGUGAGAAACCAUUUCCAUGUUCUGAGUGUGGGAAAUGUUUUCUAGAGAAAUCACAUCUUGUUAUGCAUGAGAGAAAACACACCGGUGAGAAACCAUUUCAAUGUACUGAGUGUGGGAAAUGUUUUGUACAGAAAUCAUAUCUUGUUACACAUCACAGAAGUCACACAGGUGAGAAGCCAUUUCCAUGUUCUGAGUGUGGGAAAUGUUUUAUACAUAAGUCACAACUUGUUAGACAUGAGAGAAGUCAUACAGGUGAAGAACCAUUUCCAUGUUCUGAGUGUGGGAAAUGUUUUUUAGUUAAGUCACAACUUGUUAGACAUGAGAGACGUCACACAGGUGAGAAGCCAUUUCCAUGUUCUGAGUGUGGGAAAUGUUUUGUACAGAAAUCAGAACUUGUUACACAUGGGAGAAUACACACAGGUGAGAAACCAUUUACAUGUUCUGAGUGUGGGAAAUGUUUUAUACAAAAAUCAAAUCUUGUUAGACAUGAGAGAAGUCACACCUACAAAGGGCAAGGCGUUACCAACCAACAUGGGGGAAGCUUUCUCUCUGACCUCUCAUUACACAACGUUGUGUUAUGCUUUAUGUCAGCAUAUUGCUUCAUAUUCUUCAUGCCGUCGGCUGGUGUUCUAUUGAAUGGAACGUUCUGCGCCAUACUGGAGGCAGAAGAUAUAGAGGGAGAAGAAGAGACGUAUGUGACUGAUAUGAAGGCAGAAGAUAUAGAGGGAGAAGAAGAGACGUAUGUGACUGAUAUGAAGGCAGAAGAUAUAGAGGGAGAAGAAGAGACGUAUGUGACUGAUAUAAAGACAGAAGAUGUAGAGGGAGAAGAAGAGACGUAUGUGACUGAUAUAAAGACAGAAGAUAUAGAGGGAGAAGAAGAGACGUGUGUGAGGGGUGAUCAGCAGUGUAAGGAGGAGGAGAUCCCUACAGAUAUCAGCACAGAUGGACACACAAGCAGGAAUAUCUCAGAAGGACAUCUAAUGUUAUCCCCGGAUUGUGACAUAAAAGAUAAUGACAGUAGACCGGAUUCUCCAGGCGCUAACCCCAUUACCCCAAUUAUACAUCCAGCUCUAUCAGCUGGUCCCUCUGAUCCUGGGAAAUGUUCUCCUGAUCACUCUGAUAUUGGUGCAUCUGUUCCAGCUCUGAGAGUAGAUACAGUGUUUCUGUGUUCUGUAGAUGCCAAAUGUUUUACAGGUGAAAGGCCACUGAUAUGUUCUGAGUGUGGGAAAUGUUUUACAUAUAAAUCAGAUCUUGUUAUACAUCAGAGAAGUCACACAGGUGAGAAGCCAUUUCCAUGUUCUGAGUGUGGGAAAUGUUUUACAUAUAAAUCAUAUCUUGUUAUACAUCACAGAAGUCACACAGGUGAGAAGCCAUUUCUAUGCUCUGAGUGUAGGAAAUGUUUUGCAAACAAAUCAGAUCUUGUUAAACAUCAGAGAAGUCACGCAGGUGAGAAGCCAUUUCCAUGUACUGAGUGUGGGAAAUGUUUUACACGGAAAUCACAUCUUGUUACACAUCAGCGAACUCACACAGGUGAUCUAUGCUCUGAAUGUGGGAAAUGUUUUGCAAACAAACCAGAUCUUGUUAAACAUCAGAGAAGUCACACAGGUGAGAAGCUAUUUCCAUGUUCUGAGUGUGGGAAAUGUUUUACACGGAAAUCAUAUCUUGUUACACAUCAGCGAACUCACACAGGUGAGAAGCCAUUUCUAUGCUCUGAGUGUGGGAAAUGUUUUGCAAACAAAUCAAAUCUUGUUAUACAUCACAGAAUUCACACAGGUGAGAAGCCAUUUCCAUGUUCUGAGUGUGGGAAAGGUUUUGCACAUAAAUCACAUCUUGUUAGACAUCAGAGAAGUCACGCAGGUGAGAGGCCAUUUCUAUACUCUGAGAAAUAAAUCAGCUCUUGUUGCACACAAUAGACAUCACUCAGGUGAGGAACCAUUUUAAUCUUCUGGAGUAUACUUAUCAUUGCCAUGCAUUGUUCUUCAAUGUUCUUAUCUUCUCUCCUAUGCUUUUUGCAAUAUACAUGUUACCACUGGGUGAAAUAAUCAGAUGUCAUGUCCUCAUCUACCACUGCUGUGCAGAUGACCUGUCUUUUGCUCCGGGUAUUGAGAACCCAGUACCAAUCCUAAAUGGUUGUCUAGCUGAGCUCUAGGUAUGGGUGAUGCCAGUUGGCUGUGACUCAGUCCUGGUGAAACAGGUCUAUGUGGUAAAAGCUCACCAACAAAGGGCAGGGUUACAGCUCAGCUUUGCAAACCAGACUUAACGCUUGCGGGUUCAGAGUUACAACAUGCUGAUCCUGUGCGGAAUAUUGGUGUCCUGGAUGGUGGAGUGACAGUUAGACAUCGGUAUCUGCCACAAUCAGAUCCUCAUCUGAGGAACAUAGCCAGACUCCAGCACUUUAUUCCCUCAGAAGAUCUACCUACAGUCAUACAUGCACUUGUAUCAUCACACAUAGACUACAGCAAUGUCCUCUACCUGGGUCUCCCAGCAAUAGAAUUGCACCGCUUUUAGCUUGUACAGAAUGCAGCAGCCAGGCUGUUACCUAACCAGCCUGUUCCUGCCACAUAACACCCAUUCUCUGCUCCCUCCACCGGCUGCCUGCCUUGGGCAAUAUUGUCCACAAGCAGUGCUAAGGUGUCAGAGGGGGAGACAG
Messenger RNA from Pseudophryne corroboree (corroboree frog), 3714 nucleotides. RefSeq names its product zinc finger protein 84-like. Bases 44 to 2953 code for a protein of 969 amino acids. The transcript has 7 exons. The record is from RefSeq and is a predicted model, not a curated record. Lineage: Eukaryota; Metazoa; Chordata; Amphibia; Anura; Myobatrachidae.